Molecule: messenger RNA, 1188 nt
Organism: Salvelinus namaycush (lake trout)
Lineage: Eukaryota; Metazoa; Chordata; Actinopteri; Salmoniformes; Salmonidae
Product: beta-1,3-galactosyltransferase 2-like
Exons: 4
Coding region: 1-1128 (375 amino acids)
Cellular component (GO): membrane
Molecular function (GO): N-acetyl-beta-D-glucosaminide beta-(1,3)-galactosyltransferase activity
Source: RefSeq, a predicted model, not a curated record
AUGGCCGUUCGUCAAGUUGUGGUCGAGAGCCCUGUACGACCACUGCGGUCUCUGGUGCGGUCGUGUUUCAUCUUCCUCCUCUUCCUGUCCACGGUCAUCGUGAUCAUCCUCUUAGGUUUUCCUGACAGCUCCUUCCAGACAGACUGGUGGAAAAACCUAUCACUGUACACAUACUACCGUAGAUGGACCAACCCCGACCGCCCCCUUGGACCAUCCCCAACCACCAUUCCCCCAACCACAGUACCAGCCCCUCCCUCAACCACCAUACGCCCGCUACCAACCAACCACUACCAUUUUGGCUACCCUCGUAACUACCACUUCAUCGUAGACGAACCGGACAAGUGUAAUACCCAGACCCCGUUCCUGGUGCUGAUAGUCCCUGUGGCGCCCGGUAACCUGGCGGCCCGGGAUGCCAUCCGCAGGACGUGGGGUAAUGAGACCCUGGUGCAGGGGAAGAAGGUACAGACGCUAUUCAUGCUAGGACUUCCUGGAGGACCAGAUGCUCAGGAGCUGCAGGAGAAGGUGAACCAGGAGAGCCAGGUGCAUCAUGAUCUACUCCAGAGCAACUUCCUGGACUCCUACCUCAACCUCACCAUUAAGACCAUGGUGAUUAUGGACUGGCUGGCCACCCACUGCACCAAUGCCACCUACGCCAUGAAGAUCGACUCAGACAUGUUCCUCAACGUAGAGAACCUGAUGACUAUGUUGCUGAGACCGGACGUCCCCAAGGUGAACUACCUGACGGGGAAGCUGAUGUGGGAUCGACCGGUCAUCCGGAACCCCAACUCCAAAUGGUAUGUUCCGGUAGAGAUGUUAGCCGACAACCGAUACCCGACCUACACACUUGGUAUGGGAUACGUCUUCUCCAACGACCUGCCGGAGAGGUUCGUGGAGGUAUCCAAGGACAUCAAGCUUUUUAAUAUAGAAGACGCCUAUGUUGGCGCCUGUAUGAAGAAACUGGGCCUCUCGCCCACAAACUCACCAAAUCCUUGGCAAUGGAAAGCCUAUCUCGGCAAGUACAAUCGCUGUGAAUUUUCCAAAGUCAUCACCUAUAUUUUGAGCCGCUCGUCCCAGAUAGUGGACUACUGGAUGGACCUGAAGAAGACACCUGGUUCACCCUGUUCCUAGACACUGAUCUAGGGUCCAUUUUGUAUUUUUCAUCCUAAUGGUAGAGUCUAAGUCUUUAGG